AUGGGUUACAUGGCCUUGAAACUUGAUAUGAGUAAGCCCUAUGAUCGCGUUGAAUGGGUUUACUUGGAGAGGAUUAUGGAGAAGAUGGGAUUUAGCCGAAGGUGGAUAAAUCUGAUUUCUAUGUGUAUCAGGUCUGUUACAUACUUGGUUAUGCUUAAUGGUCAACCUCAUGGUUUGAUAACCCCAACAAGAGUUACAGUCUCCGAGUGUGUGAAGAUUCAAUCUCUCCUUUAUCUUUAUGAACAAGCUACAGGAUCUUAUAAGUGGAGGAGUAUCAUUAAUGCUAAACAUGUUAUCAAAUUGGGAAGGGUGUGGAGAGUUGGAAAUGGUGAAUCUAUCCAAAUUCGAGGUGACAGAUGGCUGCCCCAAAUUUCAAGUGCCAAAGUUCUAUUUCCAGUCACAGGGCUGGCUUUGGAUGCAAGGGUUUGUGAUAUUAUAGAUCAAGAUUCACACACGUGGAGAGCUGGUUUGAUUGACCAAAAUUUUCUACCUCAUGAAGCAAAGUUGAUAAAAGGAAUCCCCUUGAGUUGGCAAACUGUUUCAGACAAGCAAGUGUGGCUGCCUUCCAAUCAUGGAGAAUUUACAACACAAUCACCUUACCAUUUAUUUGUAGGACAGGGGAGGAAUUUGUUGCCAGGUAGUUCAUCAGGUGGAGGUAAUAAACUAAUCUGGAAGGGUAUAUGGAACUUACAGGAAGGUGAUGUAGAGCUGAGGAAGUGCAUUGGGCAGAAGUUCCUUCCUUUUGUUGAUCUUUUAGCAAUUUUGUUCUUGAGGAAGGAUAGGUUGGAUAUUGAUUUGUUGGCUGUGAUAAUGUGGCUAAUUUGGGGCAGAAGAAAUGCAUCAUGUAUGGGUGAAUCUAUCCUUGAAUACCGCCAAAUUUGGGCCAAAGCUAAAUUGUACUUGCUGGAUUUUAAAACUGCACAAAAGGACGAUAGAAGACUUACAACUACUGUUAUUAGAGUUCCCCGAUGGAUUCCUCCCAUUCACAAUCAUUUCAAAAUCAAUUUUGAUAGGGCUGUCUUCUCGGAGAUGGAUACGGCGGGAUUAGGUGUGGUCAUUCGUGAUUCCUAUGGAAGGGUGGUUGGUGCCUUGGCUGAGCGGAUUCCAAUUACAAUUUCAGCAACUAUGGUUGAAGCUUUAGCAUGCCGAAGGGCUUUGAAUUUUGCAAAGGAGCUGAAUUUAAUGGAUACUGUGUUCAAAGGAGAUGCAGAGCAAAUUAUAAAAGCUCUGCUGGCCAAAGAGAUGCAUCAACCUGAGUAUGGACAUGUUUUACAAGACUCUCUUGUUUUAGCUUCUGAAUUUCGGGUUUGUAUGUUUACCCCAUGUUAA
Quercus robur (English oak) is the source of this 1329-nucleotide messenger RNA. RefSeq lists its product as uncharacterized. The record is from RefSeq and is a predicted model, not a curated record. The transcript has 4 exons. Gene Ontology annotation, molecular function: nucleic acid binding; RNA-DNA hybrid ribonuclease activity. Lineage: Eukaryota; Viridiplantae; Streptophyta; Magnoliopsida; Fagales; Fagaceae. Bases 1 to 1329 code for a protein of 442 amino acids.